UAAACAAUUAAAAUCACACUCGAAUCCUCUGUUCGUUGCUUCGUUACGCUCUUCUUCUUAGUAUUUCGUGCUCAAGGAGGGCGACGACGGGGCUCGGAUUGAGGAAGAGCAGAGAAAAAAAAUUUAUAGGGUUGAAAAAGAGGAGCUAGGGAUUGGAAACAGCUUUGUUGAUUGACAUGUGAUGGCUCUUCUUGGAUCCGCUAUCUCGGGUGAGGUUGGGUUGCGGUUGCUUCUCUGUCCACUUGGUUCAAAUAUUGUUAUCCGAACAGCAUGCUGUUCAGUUGGGGUUGUUUUCCCUGUGUACUCUACAUUUAAGGCUAUUGAGAAUAAGGAUCAAAAUGAGCAGCAGAGAUGGCUUUUAUAUUGGGCAGUAUAUGGAUCUUUCAGCCUUGCAGAGGUGUUUGCGGACAAAGUACUCUCCUGGGUUCCAAUGUACUACCACAUGAAGUUUGCAUUUCUUGUUUGGCUUCAACUACCAUCUGCUGACGGGGCUAGGCAAAUGUAUGAAAGCUAUCUGCGUCCAUUCCUCUUGCAUCAUCAAGCUAGACUGGAUCAAAUGCUGGGCCUUACAUAUGGUGAAAUGACUAAAUUCAUCAGCGCACACCAAUCAGAAAUCCAGUUCACUAGGGCCAUGAUUGUGAAGCUCAUGGCAUCAGCAAGCCAAGUGUUAAGGGACAUUGUUCACCCAGUGAAGCCACAAGGGCGUAGAGCAAUAGAAGGCCCAACAAGGCAAACGGAAGAUUCUGGGACAGAGAGAGAUGAUUGAAGCUCCUCAUGUUCGUAAACAAGCAUCAUAACUCGUUAGGCCUUUCUGUUGGAGUCUGGAAACUACAUUGGUACAAAAGAUGUAAAUAUGAACUCUUUGCAUGCCUCAGUAGGCAAAGGGUGUUAUUCGUUCUCUUCCUAGCACACAUAUUACUUGUACAUCUUUUGCUCUUUAUUUAAUUUUGAAGGUGUUUCUAUAGUGAUGUGCUGGAAGCAUGAGUGAACAAUUGCAGGCUUGUGGAUUUCUUCCUAAUUGGUUUGUAAUGAUGAAGAGGUGAAUUUUAUGCUGCU
Molecule: messenger RNA, 1056 nt
Organism: Macadamia integrifolia
Lineage: Eukaryota; Viridiplantae; Streptophyta; Magnoliopsida; Proteales; Proteaceae
Product: HVA22-like protein k
Exons: 8
Coding region: 182-766 (194 amino acids)
Source: RefSeq, a predicted model, not a curated record